Messenger RNA from Pieris napi, 679 nucleotides. Its product is annotated as cytochrome c oxidase subunit 2-like. Gene Ontology annotation, cellular component: membrane. The record is from RefSeq and is a predicted model, not a curated record. Gene Ontology annotation, biological process: ATP synthesis coupled electron transport. The transcript has a single exon. Gene Ontology annotation, molecular function: copper ion binding; cytochrome-c oxidase activity. NCBI's taxonomy places the organism in Eukaryota, Metazoa, Arthropoda, Insecta, Lepidoptera, Pieridae.
AUGGCAACCUGAUCAAAUUUUAAUUUACAAAAUGGAGCUUCACCACUUAUAGAACAAAUAAUUUUUUUUCAUGAUCAUACUUUAAUUAUUUUAUUAAUAAUUACUAUUUUAGUAAUAUAUUUAAUAAUAAAUUUAUUUUUUAAUAAAUUUAUUAAUCGAUUUCUAUUAGAAGGUCAAAUAAUCGAAUUAAUUUGAACUAUUUUACCUGCUAUUACUUUAAUUUUUAUUGCAUUACCAUCUUUACGGUUAUUAUAUUUACUUGAUGAAUUAAAUAAUCCUUUAAUUACCCUAAAAUCUAUUGGUCAUCAAUGAUACUGAAGUUAUGAAUAUUCAGAUUUCAAAAAUAUUGAAUUUGAUUCUUAUAUAAUUAAUGAAAUAGAUAAACUUAAUAAUUUCCGAUUAUUAGAUGUAGAUAACCGAAUUAUUUUACCAAUAAAUAAUCAAAUUCGAAUUUUAGUUACAGCAACAGAUGUAAUUCAUUCCUGAACUAUCCCUUCUUUAGGAGUAAAAGUUGAUGCUAAUCCAGGGCGUUUAAAUCAAACUAAUUUUUUUAUUAACCGACCAGGAAUUUUUUUUGGGCAAUGUUCAGAAAUUUGUGGAGCUAAUCAUAGAUUUAUACCUAUUGUUAUUGAAAGAAUUUCUAUAAAUAACUUUAUUAACUGAAUUAAUAAUUAUUCAU